Pungitius pungitius (ninespine stickleback) is the source of this 2851-nucleotide messenger RNA. It is a transcript of the gene slc25a29l, whose product is annotated as mitochondrial basic amino acids transporter. Gene Ontology annotation, molecular function: high-affinity L-arginine transmembrane transporter activity. Gene Ontology annotation, cellular component: mitochondrion. The transcript has 4 exons. The record is from RefSeq and is a predicted model, not a curated record. The coding region runs from base 344 to 1276 and encodes 310 amino acids. Gene Ontology annotation, biological process: mitochondrial L-ornithine transmembrane transport. NCBI's taxonomy places the organism in Eukaryota, Metazoa, Chordata, Actinopteri, Perciformes, Gasterosteidae.
AGUUGUCUUCUUCCUUCUAAUCCCAUUGGUUUUCCUUUAAAUAACUACAAACACGUUUCUUUUUUUUAUCUUUGAACUAGCGCCUCCUCCUCCUCCUCCUCCGCACAGAUAUAGAAAAGUCUGGCAGCGAGACGCACUUUUGGGUAGUGAGCGCGUGCCGAGGUUUGAACCAGGCUCCAGGCUGCUGCACUCAUCGUUUGACCCGGAGCGAAAAUUUUCCGCUCAGCUCAAGCUCAGCCCUGAGAUCCGUAACCAAAGUACCCACAAAAAUAACUUGUGAAGCACGUCUGUCAGCCACAAAGUUAGCCCGACGCAUUUCAGCCGUUAGAUUCAUCUUGAGGGAAUGGCAUUGGACUUUGCAGCGGGCUGUAUAGGAGGUGCAGCUGGUGUUUUGGUUGGACAUCCCUUUGACACCGUGAAGGUGAGGCUUCAAGUUCAAAAUGUGGACAAACCCCUGUACCGUGGGACUUAUCACUGCUUCCAGUCGAUCGCACGCCAAGAGUCGAUGCUCGGCCUGUACAAAGGGAUCGGCUCGCCGAUGAUGGGCCUGACCUUCAUCAAUGCCAUAGUUUUUGGCGUCCAGGGCAACGCCAUGCGCAAGCUUGGCCGCGACACACCGCUCAACCAGUUCCUGGCCGGCGCCUCGGCAGGAACCAUCCAAUGUGUCAUUUGCUGCCCAAUGGAGCUGGCAAAGACGCGCAUGCAGCUGCAAGGGACCGGAGAGAAGAAGUCAAAGAGGAAGCUGUACAAAAACUCUCUGGAUUGCCUUGUGAGAAUCUACAACAAGGAGGGAAUCCGAGGCAUCAACCGAGGCAUGGUGACCACCCUGCUGCGUGAGACGCCUGGCUUUGGUGUGUACUUUCUCGCUUAUGACAUGUGGACCCGUUACCUUGGCUGUGAGCCGGAGGAUCCUUACAUGAUCCCGAAGCUGCUGUUUGCUGGGGGGAUGUCUGGCAUCGCGUCCUGGAUCUCCACCUAUCCUGUGGAUGUGAUCAAGUCGCGCCUUCAGGCGGACGGGGUGGGCGGCGUCCACCAGUACAGUGGCAUCAUGGACUGUGUCAGGCAAAGCUUAAAGAAGGAGGGGUGGAGGGUGUUCACACGCGGACUCACGUCCACCUUGCUACGCGCAUUCCCAGUCAAUGCUACCACGUUUGCCACUGUGACUCUGUUUUUAAUGUACAUGCGUGAGGGAGAAGAGUGUAGCAUUCAGGGCCCUGAUGCGCAGUCAGUCCAGCUGCAGCCUCUGCAGCCACAGACGCAGCCAACCAGCAUGUGAGCCAUUAUGGCUGCAGAGAGCAGUACUACAGCACAGAAGUUGCAGCUUAAUACAGGUCUCAUCUGUUGUCAUUUAUGAGAAAGGGGAACCGAUCCAAUGUAAGCCAGCUGGGCUUCAUCCAAGUGACCCAGUGGUUUAUUUAAAUUUUAAGAUAAAGGCUACACUUGUAAAUAUAUAGUAUAGUUUAUAAUCCUUUGCUUUUAGUAGGAGUUUUAGGUCAUUUAAGAAACUGUUACAGUGGUCACUGAUCUACAGUGACACUCUAAUGCUGUGUUCAGGUUAGAAUGGAGCACUUUAACUGUUCUCCACUAUGCGACAUGCCUAAACUUGUAUUCACUGACAGUUAUUGAUUACCAAAAAUAGUUCCAAAGUUGAGCAUGUUCGUGAACACGAAUUCACUCUUUGGCAAACAAUGAAAAUGGGUCUGACUGCUUUUAAAAGUUUCAAUUGGUGGAAAUAUUGCAGGAUCCAUUUUGGCCCUUUAGGAGUAUGACAUGCAUGUGUGAUGAAUCGUUUAAAAUAUGUCAAUCAUUGUCCAAAGCCAUAAUGCAAUUUUUAACCUCUUUGUUGUGGGCAUCCUACAGUGUCCAAAGAAAGCACCUUAUGGUUCGAUGGUUGGAAACCAUUUGAUUUUUUUUUUGUAUUUCCACGUGGUGCAAGACUGUCGCACAAUGAUGACUGGUUAAAAGUUGACUUUUUAAAAAUUCUAAAUGUUUUUGAUUUUUUUUUUAUCCUUGUGCCUUCUUUUAAUUGCACAGGUCAGGCUCCGCAUCCUCCUCAAGAGGGCGGUGUGGCAUCGUCAGUUCUGCACACAUUAGUCUGCGCCAUGUAGAGGCCGAGGAAGUAAUAGGUCACACACUAUCAUGUGCAGAUUGUAGCUACCGUUUUACAGCUGUAUUGUCUGCACCUGUGGCAUUUCAGAUAUCUGAUGGCCAGGCCACACAUGGUUAACAAGAAUAAGUCCCUUGUUGAGAGCCCACAACUCUGGCAAAGACUGAUAUUUGUAGCGUUUGAAGUUGAAAUAUCCAUCAAGUCCAACAAAUUUUGCAAACCAUUCUCCUUGUCAAAUGUCCUGAGUCCAUAAUCUUUGGGGGGGGAAAAAAGCAAACACUUGGGACACUGUGCUUCCUGCUUAAUCAUAGUCUUUAUAGGACAGGGAGACAGUGUGGUGUUGAGGGAUUUGUAGUUUACGGCUGCCUGAGUUCACUGAUGCCUUUUACAUUUCCAUGGUUUAAAAAGAAUAAUGAAACUGGAAAUGCACCAAAAAGGCCUCCGAGUAUCCACAUGUUAAUGUCUACUGCUGCUGUUUUUCUUCAAGUGGCAGAUUUACAGAUCUGAAACCGCUUUGAGGUUGUCAAUAACAUGUUGUACAUACUGUGAAUUUGGAUUUUCUUUUUUAGUGUAGAUAUGACUUAAUAGGUUUUUGAUUACAGUCUUGUUCUGUCUGUACUGCAGGAUUAGGCAUGAUCUGAGUGUCUAAUGUUGCCUUCAUGUUGAACAAUAUCAUGCACCUGAUGCUGCAUGCACACUAUGUAGUACUUUGAAACUGGUGAAAUAAAAAUGAUUUAUGUUUAA